UAAUACAACUUAUUUAAAAAAAUAUUGUUUUGUUUACAGUGGGUUAAUACCGUAGUUAAUUUUCCAGAUCCUCUUCAAAAUAUUCAAAGAACCAUACGGACCUUCAGAGCAUAGUAAUUGAGAUAGCAUGAAACACCCUUUAAGUUGCAUUUAUUACUACUGACCACUAAGAGCGAUGUCAUGACAAAUCCACCUAAUAAUAUAUAACUUUUUCCAACUGUUCCGGUUGAUUGCUAUCAGCUAACCAAAGUAAGCGUCGCUUGUGUAACUUGGCCCAAAUCGCUAUUGUUUGUAAGAUAAAAUAGCUGUCGGCGGAAAAGCCGGCGUUGAAAUACUUAAAUCGGAGUUGUGCAAACGUUUUGCUUCAUGGGCACAUCUCAACGUGAUGGACGAGCAGACGAAAAGUAUUCGAGACUUCGUGAUUAUGUACAACAAAAUUUCGGAACAUUGCUUCAGGCGUUGUGUAACGUCAUUUAAUGACCGUGAAUUGAGCGCAGAUGAGGUUACAUGUGUGGAACGCUGUGCAGCCAAAGAAAUAUUGUUAAAUAACCGGUUUAUUAAAGUCUUCCUUUCUGUAAGAGAAACAAUGAAACCAAUGUAAAAUGUUGCAACUGUGAUACAUGAAUUACUUUGUAACAGAAAAUGAGGAUAAAACUAGUAUAUCAAUCAUCUCUCAUUGUAAUGGUAAUAGACAUGCAUGCAAGUGGAUUUUAGCACUGUGAAGAUGAUCAUCAUUUGAAAUAAAACUAUUUUUUACUUGCUUAA
Messenger RNA from Schistocerca nitens (vagrant locust), 765 nucleotides. RefSeq names its product mitochondrial import inner membrane translocase subunit Tim10B-like. Gene Ontology annotation, cellular component: mitochondrial intermembrane space chaperone complex. The transcript has 3 exons. The coding region runs from base 386 to 601 and encodes 71 amino acids. The record is from RefSeq and is a predicted model, not a curated record. NCBI's taxonomy places the organism in Eukaryota, Metazoa, Arthropoda, Insecta, Orthoptera, Acrididae.